UCAGAGACGUUAAUCUCGAGCUCGUUGUCGAAAAGCAUUGCCUGAUAAACCAGAUUCAGGGAGAAGCUACGUCUUUUCUUUUGCGUGGGGAAAGAUGGCGGAGAGUGGACACAUCUCAGCCCGUAGAAGCGACUCAGCUGUGUCUGUGUCCGCUGUGAGUAUGGAGACCAUUUCAUCUCUCACCGAGCUAGAGGACCUGGAGAAGGUUUACCAGCAGCUCUGCGUGGAGGAGAAUGAAGUGGGAGCUGAGUUGGACAGGCUGGUGGGACAGGAGGGAAGCAUUCACACAAAGAUGCUGGCGUUGCAGAGGAUGGGACCGAACCUUCAACUGAUCGGUGGAGAUGCCAGCCAGUUGUCAGGCAUGAUAACGUUCACCUGCAGCCUUGCUGAGAAUGUCAGCCGAAAAGUGAGGCAGCUGGACCUGGCAAAGAAGCGUCUCUUUAACGUCAUCCAGCGUACCAAUGACAUCCUGAACCUUAAGUUCUGCACUGACGGCGUUCAGACAGCUCUGCGCAACGAGGACUACGAGCAGGCAGCGAUUCACAUCCAUAAUUACCUCUCGCUUGACCAGUCUGUGAUUGAGCUGAGCCGACAAGGAGAGGAAAGCAGUGCAGUGGAUGCCAGUCUGGUCAUGCUGCAGGAGGCGGAGCAGAAGCUGAAGGUUAUCGUGUCUGAGAAGCUGGAUGAGGCUGUCGCCGCUGUGGACCUGGCGCAAGUGGAGAGGUUCUUUAAGAUCUUCCCUCUUCUGGGCCUCCACCAGCAGGGUCUGGCCCGAUUUGGACAGUAUCUGUGCAGUCAGGUGGCCUCCAAAGCAGAAGAGAACCUGAUUUUGGCAACAGGGGGAGACUUGGGGGACAAGAGAGCUCCACUUGUGUUUGCAGAGACGCUGACUCUUUUACUCGAAGGUAUUGCUCGAGUUGUAGAGACCCAACAGACCAUUGUUGAGACGUAUUACGGGCCGGGUCACUUGUACACACUCAUCACUCACCUGCAGAAGGAGUGUGACCAACAGGCCCAGAAGAUUGUGGAUAAGUUCAUAAAGCAGAGAGGAUUCCACAGCAAGUUUCAGGUUGUCCAGAGCAGCAUGAUGAAGAGCACGCCUGGGGAACGGAUCGAGCCGAGAGAGCUGGAUCCUGUGUUGGCUGAGGUCACGCUUAUGAACGCACGCGCUGAGCUCUACCUGAGGUUUCUGCGCCGCCGCAUCGUGUCAGAUUUUGAAGUUGCAGAUGCUCAGACUGUUACACAAGAACAUCAACAGAACGUGGAGAAGCUACUGAAGCACUGUUUGCUGAGCCGGAACAUGCAGGAACUGAUCGGCUACUAUAUUCCAAUGGAGGAGUACUACAUGAGGGAGUCAGUCAACAAGGCUGUUGCCAUGGAUACCUAUGAGAAAGGUCAGCUGACCUCCAGCAUGGUGGACGACUGCUUCUACAUAGUGAAGAAGUGCAUCAGCAGGGCGUUAUCCAGCUCCAGCAUCGACUGUCUGUGCGCCAUGAUCAACCACGCUAACUCCGUUCUGGAGUCUGACUUCAGGGAGGUCUUGUAUAACAAACUGCGACAGGGGUUUCCUGCCACCACGCUUCAGGACAUCCAGCGUGGGGUCAGCAGCGCCGUCAGUCUGAUGCAGAGCAGCCUGCAGCAGGGCAGGUUCAACACGCUUGGCAUCGAGAGCACGGAAAAUGCCAAAGCUGCAUUCCUGGUGACUCUCAACAACGUGGAGGUGUGCAGUGACAACAUCACCACGCUGAAGAAGAACCUGGAGAACGACUGCUCCAAGUUGUUCAGUCAGGGUUCUGGUUCCGGGGACAAAGCCAAGAUUGAAAGUUGUCUCUCUGACCUUGUCGGCACGUCCACCAAGUUUAAAGAUCUUCUCCAGGAAGGUCUGACGGAGUUGAACACCACAGCCAUCAAACCUCAGGUCAAACCCUGGAUCAGCAGCUUCCUGUCCAUCUCACACAACAUCGAGGAGGAGGAGUUUAACGAUUAUGAAGCCAACGACCCCUGGGUGCAGCAGCUCAUCGUCAACUUGGAGCAGCUCAUGGCAGAAUUUAAGAUGGCGCUGUCUCCGGUCAUCUAUGACAAUCUGACCAGCCUGAUGACCAACCUGAUAUCGAUCGAGAUGGAGAAGACGGUCCUCAAGUGUUCCUUCAGCAGGCUUGGAGGCCUUCAGUUUGACAAAGAGCUGCGGUCUCUGGUGGCGUACCUGACCACUGUGACCACCUGGACCAUCAGGGACAAGUUUGCCCGACUGACACAGAUGGCCACUAUCCUCAACCUGGAGCGGGUUACAGAAAUCCUGGACUACUGGGGGCCCAACUCCGGCCCCCUCACGUGGCGUCUGACUCCAGCCGAGGUGCGACAGGUCCUGGCGCUGCGCGUGGACUUCAGAAGCGAAGACAUCAAGAGGCUGAGACUGUGAAGACACACGUUCCGGCGGAGCGAUUCCUCUGAAUAGACUUGUGGGCCGGCAGACUCCGGAUGGAUGGUUUCAUUUCUAGGAAGAACCAGUCUGUGGCUGAACAUUUGGGCCUUGGGUUUUGGUAUGAAUGAGCUGUAAGGUAUUUAAUUAAACUGAUGCGUGAAGGCUGUAAUUGCACCUCUCUGUUGUCCCGACCUUUUAACCUGUAACUGGAUGUGCGAAUGGAGGACACGCUGGGCCCGAGGAGACCCGUGCCCCAGAAGUAAUGAACAUCAGACCCAUUAAAGUGACAGAAGCAGGUCAGACAGCUGAUCCAGCCCACUCACUCAAUAUAUGAAUAGCUCUACCAGUGCCGUGAUUGAAGACUUUUAACCUAAUAAUUUCAGUGCCGCGGUGCAAUCCCGCGCGUUCUAAUAUAAUUACACAUUUUUCCGCAGCA
Synchiropus splendidus (mandarinfish) is the source of this 2858-nucleotide messenger RNA. RefSeq names its product component of oligomeric golgi complex 4 (gene cog4). The transcript is spliced from 19 exons. The record is from RefSeq and is a predicted model, not a curated record. Lineage: Eukaryota; Metazoa; Chordata; Actinopteri; Syngnathiformes; Callionymidae. Bases 95 to 2419 code for a protein of 774 amino acids.